CAUCCAUCCACAAUCACGGAGUAGAUCACAAUCCAAUCCAAUGACGUUGGGACGUUUUGGAUACUGAUGGAUACCGUUGCGAAGCGAACAACGUAUUCAGCAUUUGGUGUAUCCGCCCCUCAGUAAUCUGUACACGACGUGGAUAUUGGGCACACGUCUUUCUGUCGGCAUAUUUGCCGUUGUGACAGUGAAUCACGAAGCAUUUAUUUGAGACCUAAAGUUGGUUGUUCGUGUUUGCGAUUUGCUGUUUACUCAGCUCUGAAAACAGUCAAAAAUGCCACAAACACCGCAGGCAUCACCACAAGAAGACCAAGAGAAGCUUCUGGAUGAAGCCUUGAGUGUGGUGAAAGUUCAGGCAUUUCAAAUGAAACGAUGCCUCGACAAAAGCAAGCUAAUGGAGGCUCUUAAGCAUGCGUCGAAUAUGUUAGGAGAGCUGCGAACGUCUCUCCUUAGCCCCAAAAGCUAUUAUGAGCUAUAUAUGGCUGUUACAGAUGAGCUAAGGCAUCUUGAGAUUCAUUUGCUAGAUGAAAUACAGAAAGGGAGGAAAAUGUCUGACCUGUAUGAGCUUGUGCAGUAUGCAGGCAAUAUUAUACCACGUUUGUACCUGCUAAUCACAGUAGGUAUGGUGUACAUGAAGUCCAAUGAAGAGUCACGAAAGGGCAUCCUGAGAGACUUGGUGGAGAUGUGUCGUGGAGUGCAGCACCCACUGCGAGGGCUGUUUCUGCGCAACUAUCUGUUGCAGUGUACACGGAACAUUCUUCCUGACACAGACGAAGAGCCUCUGCAAAAUGAUUCCAAUGCUGAUAGUUCAAAGGUGGAACUGCUCAUGUACACGAGAGAGAGUGAGGCAGGUGGUACUGUGAAAGACUCUGUGGACUUUGUGUUGUUGAACUUUGGUGAGAUGAAUAAGCUAUGGGUGCGCAUGCAACACCAAGGACAUUCACGGGACAAGGAUCGUAGGGAACGUGAACGUCAGGAACUGCGCCUUCUUGUUGGCACCAAUCUUGUGCGCCUGUCACAGCUGGAUUCUGUUGACAUGGAUCGGUACAAGAAGGUUGUCUUGCCUGGCAUACUGGAGCAAGUAGUCAGCUGCAGAGAUUCUAUUGCUCAAGAAUACCUCAUGGAAUGCAUUAUCCAAGUGUUCCCUGAUGAGUUCCAUUUACAGACACUCAGUAGCUUCUUAAAAGCUUGUGCUGAACUUAGGCAACAGGUCAAUGUAAAGAACAUAAUCAUCUCCCUGAUCGACAGGUUAGCAAUGUAUGCCAUGAAGGAGGACGGACCAGGCAUCCCCAGCGAUAUAAAGCUUUUUGACAUAUUCUCUGAUCAGGUAGCGCAAGUUAUACAGUCAAGGCAAGAAAUGCCUCCUGAAGACAUAGUUGCCCUUCAGGUGUCACUAAUACACUUGGCUCUGAAGUGCUACCAAGACAGAGUUGACUAUGUUAACAAAGUUCUCCAAACCACAGAAGAAAUUUUUGUUAAAUCAGGGAUUUCAAGGGUGGAGUUCUCUACAGCUGUUGGCAAGGAGCUUGUUCGCUUGCUGAAAAUUCCUGUGCAGUCAUACAACAACCUCAUUACGUUGCUGCAGCUUUCUCAUUUUGGCAGUUUGCUUCAGUUGUGUGACUACAAGGGACGCAAGACAAUGGCAUCCUUCUUGGUUAAUAAUGCACUAGAAAAUGACACUUUACUGCCAACCCAUGAGCAGGUAGAUCAGGUGCUGUGCCUGAUCGCUCCUCUUGUACAAGAUCAGCCUGACCAACCCCAAGAAGAUGAUGAUAUUGAGGAUUUCAUAGAGGAACAAGUUCUUGUUGGGAGGUUGGCCAACCUAAUGGUUGCUGAAACGGCAGAUCAGCAGUACAUGAUAUUAACAACAGCGAGGAAGCACUUUGGUGCAGGAGGUAACAAACGUACUAGGUAUACUUUACCACCUCUGGUUUUCCACGCUUACCAACUAGCAUUCAAAUACAAGGAGCUAAGUAUUGAGGACGACAAGUGGGAGAAAAAAUGUGGCAAGAUUUUCCAGUUCUGCCAUCAGACAAUAAGUGCCCUCAUAAAGGCCGAAUUGGCAGAGCUGCCGCUCCGUCUUUUCCUGCAAGGCGCUCUUGCUGCUGGUCAGGUCAAGUUUGAGAACUACGAAACUGUGGCCUAUGAAUUUAUAUCUCAGGCAUUCUCCCUGUAUGAGGAUGAGAUAUCAGACAGCAAAGCACAGCUGUCUGCCAUUACCUUAAUUAUGGGCACUGUGGAGCAGACAAGCUGCUUCAGUGAAGAGAAUCAUGAGCCCCUUCGGACGCAGUGUGCCCUGGCAGCCUCCAAACUCCUCAAAAAGCCUGACCAGUGCCGUGGAGUUGCACUUUGCUCGCACAUCUUUUGGUCAGGGAAAACAAGAGAGAGAAAUGAAGAAGAGAUGCAUGAUAGCAAGCGUGUUACAGAGUGCCUCAAAAAGGGACUUCGCAUUGCUACUCAGUGCAUGGACAUUUCAGUGCAGGUCCAACUGUUUGUAGAACUCUUAAACCAUUACAUUUAUUUCUAUGAAAAGGGCAAUGAACAGAUUAAAAUAGACACAAUAAGCCAGCUUGUUGGCAAAAUCCGCGAGGAGUUGACACUGCUUGAGGCAAGUGAAGAGACUGACCAGAUAAAGAAGCAUUUUGAGAACACCCUUGACCACAUGCACAUUCGUAUGGAGUCACCGGAAUCCGAUGGGCCAUCGUACACUGGAUUAGAAUUGUGAAAGGCAAUGCUAAACAUUGCCAUCUUUGAGAGUGCAGCCUCAGCAAUGGUAUUGUGCAUUGGAGCAAGUCCCUCAGUGCAUCUUUGUCAACAAUUUUUCUGUUCCCUUUAUUGUAGAGACUGUAUCGUACCAUCUGAAUAGCAUGCAUCCCUGGAAACCAAGUCUUUGCACAAAGGCUUGGAGUAUAGUUACAUGGUCAAUGCAGCAACUAUCUCUUUGUACAGUAUUGUUAGAGUUUCCAUGCUUUGGACAUAUAACUCACUCAUUGUCUGUUUCAUUCAUACUAUUUUGGUGUCCUCUUUCAUUUGGGAAGACCAGUAGAAUAAGCAACAAAUGUUUAAUAGGCAUCUCCCUAGUCAUCCUGCUUCUCUAAGUGCCAGAAAAUUUGUGACACAUUCGUAUUUUGUCCUCUGUUUGGAUAUCUAUGCAUCUACAGGUGUGCAUUUCAAAUGACAAUUGACCUUGUUAGAUGUUCCUCCCGAGAAGUAUAAGAUUGCAAAGCAGUCUGCAUGGAUAUCGUCGUACUAGACAUACUCGAUUCCUGUAUCUGUAUGUACAAUAUUGUUCCAGUUGUAAUUAAUUGUAAAAUAAAAAGGCUUUUUACACCAGAA
This is a messenger RNA of Ornithodoros turicata, 3336 nucleotides long. It is a transcript of the gene Vps35, whose product is annotated as vacuolar protein sorting-associated protein 35-like. Lineage: Eukaryota; Metazoa; Arthropoda; Arachnida; Ixodida; Argasidae. Bases 275 to 2725 code for a protein of 816 amino acids. Gene Ontology annotation, cellular component: retromer, cargo-selective complex; late endosome; retromer complex. The record is from RefSeq and is a predicted model, not a curated record. The transcript is spliced from 16 exons. Gene Ontology annotation, biological process: retrograde transport, endosome to Golgi; intracellular protein transport.